GUGCCUCUUCUGAGACUGAAGUGUGAUUCUGAACACAGACAGUGAAUCAGAACAGAGCACAAUUGCAGAUUUGGCGAAGCUCACUUCACCUCGACUUCUUGAGCUCGUUGUCCUGUCGCCGCUGGCCGUGGGAGAAGCGUUGGAAGCCGCCAUGGCGUUUACAACGGAGCGUGCGGUGCAGGAGGCGUACUGGAAGGAGCACAGCCAGGGCACCGUGGAGGCCAUGAUGCUGGACAGCCAGGCGCGUGUCCUCGACAAGAUGGAGAGGCCCGAGAUUUUGGGGAUGCUUCCUGUGCUGAGCGGCAAGGAUAUUGUGGAGCUUGGCGCGGGGAUUGGCCGCUUCACCGGCUCCUUUGCCGCGCUGGCCAAGAGCAUUCUUGCAGUGGACUUCAUGGAGAGCGCCAUUCAGAAGAACCAGGAGGUGCAUGGUCACUUCCCCAAUGCUUCCUUCCGAACUGCGGACGUCACCCAGCUCGAGCUUCCUGAGUGCCAGACAGACCUUGUCUUCUCCAACUGGCUCCUCAUGUACCUCGACGAUGACGAGGUACGCAGCCUGUCGGAGCGGUGCCUGCGCUGGCUGCGCCCCGGGGGCCACCUGUUCUUCCGCGAGUCGUGCUUCCACCAGAGCGGCGACCAGAAGCGCAAGUCCAACCCCACCCACUACCGGGACCCCAGCUUCUACAACCAGAUCUUUGCGGAGCUGCGCGUGGCGGAGGCGGACGGCAGCUUCUCGGAGCUGCAGCUGGUGGACUGCAAGUGCGUGGACACGUACGUCACCUACAAGAAGAACCAGAACCAGGUAUGCUGGCUGUGGCAGAAGGUGCAGGCGGACGGCCCUGGGGGGGUCAGUGCGCAGCGCUUCCUCGACAGCCAGCAAUACACCAACCGCGGCAUCCUGCGCUAUGAGAGGGUCUUCGGCCCCGGCUUUGUCAGCACGGGGGGCCUCGACACGACCCGCGAGUUUGUUGCUACUCUCGGCCUGCAACCGGGCCAGAAGGUGCUGGACGUCGGCUGCGGCAUCGGCGGGGGCGACUUCUACAUGGCGGACGAGUUCGACGUGGACGUCUACGGGAUCGACCUCUCCGUCAACAUGGUGACGCUGGCGCUCCAGAGCGCGAUUGGGCGCAAGUGCUCCGUCAGCUUCGAGGUGGCGGACUGCACGCAGAAGGCGUACCCCGAGGCGACCUUCGACGUCAUCUACAGCCGCGACACGCUGCUCCACAUCCACGAUAAGGCCGCGCUCUUCCGCCGCUUCCACCACUGGCUCAAGCCGGGCGGCCGCCUGCUCAUCAGCGACUACUGCAAGGGGCCCCACGCCGCAUCCCCCGACUUUUGCGCCUACGUGCAGCAGCGCGGCUACGACCUGCACACUGUGACCGCCUACGGCCAGAUGCUUGAGACGGCUGGCUUCACCCGUGUUGCUGCCGAGGACCGCACCCAGCAGUUCAUGGCUGUGCUCGAGACGGAGCUGGCGCGCUUUGCCCAGGCCAAGGACGACUUCGUGGCCGACUUCUCCCAGGAGGACUACGACUACAUCGUGGCGGGCUGGGAGGCCAAGCUGGCGCGGUGCGCGCAGGGGGAGCAGAAGUGGGGGCUCUUCACCGCUCAGAAGGCAGCCUGAUGCGGUCCUUAGGGGGGACAGCAACGGCCGGGGUCAGGGCCCUGCUCCUGGGGGGAGUAGACGAGGCUCGGGGGACACAGACAAACCCUGUACGGAUAGCAGAAAGAGUAAGUAAGUCACGCCUUGCGAGAAAAGACCAGACGCUCGCGCACAGGAGUAGGCGUCCACUCACCGCACUCGCUCGGGGUGGCUUGUAGCAGGAGUAUUUGCCAGGCAACGUAGAGAAAUCGUCGUACAGUAGCUCGAUCACCAGCCUGUGUACCAGUAGGUUAAGUAGAGCAUCCUUACCCUCUAUUGUUGGUAGGAUAGGAGUAGUACCAGCUAGGGUCAGCGUCCUGUCAGCUUCCCGUCAGCUUCGUUGACUCGUCUACAAGACUAGUUAGGACAGGUCUGCUUGCAUCAAGCUUAGAAACAAGUGUUUGUUGGAAAGAAGAAGUAAGUAGUAUCUCUCGUUUCCAACGUAGUUUACAAAGUCAGGUCUAGAUUCCUUAUAGGCUUUUGCAACCUUUUUAGAGCUCGGAGCCCUAGAAGAGCCUCGAGGAUACAUCAACAAGCAUCGAGCAUCCUCAUUAUGCUUUGUCGCUGUUUUUGUAUGUGCUUCUAAAUCCGAAUGCUCAUGAGUUACUAUCUUCGUGAGUCCCCU
Messenger RNA from Klebsormidium nitens, 2264 nucleotides. The record is from the annotation of a GenBank genome assembly. Lineage: Eukaryota; Viridiplantae; Streptophyta; Klebsormidiophyceae; Klebsormidiales; Klebsormidiaceae.